Messenger RNA from Dujonia railenensis, 1470 nucleotides. NCBI's taxonomy places the organism in Eukaryota, Fungi, Ascomycota, Pichiomycetes, Serinales, Debaryomycetaceae. The record is from the annotation of a GenBank genome assembly.
AUGUCUAGAUCUACAAAAUAUAUUAUCGGUGGUUUGGCCCUUGUUGGUGGUUCUCUUUACGUUUAUGACCAGCAAGUCAAGCAAGUUGCAAACAAAAGGAAAGUUCAACAUGAUGGAAUUUUGUCCUCGUUCUCAAAACCUUCAGAGAAGCAAACUGACUUGAGAGAAGUGGGCUCUGAAAAGGGCUACAAGAUUGGAGAACAAUUGGAAAACUUAAGAAGUAAGGCUGACAAGAAGUUGGAUCAAUGGGAAAUUCCAGAUAAGGUGAAUGAAGGGAUCUCUGAUUUGGAGAAGAAGAGAGCUGAAUUGGCUGCUGCAGUCUCUGACAAGGCCCAAGACGUUGCAAAUUACGCUUCUGACCAUGCUGACAAGCAUGGAAAGCAAAGCAAGUACCUUAGCGAAGAGGCUCACAAGAAUGAUCCUGGUUUUUUCUCCAAAUUGGUCAACAAAUCAAAUGAAAAGGUUGACAAGGUUUCUAACGACAUUGACCAAUCUUUAGAUGAUGGCAAGAACUUCGUGUUGAAGCUGGCUGACAAGUACAUUGAUGGCGUUAACCAAAUCGGUAUAAAAACUGAAAAUGCCGUAUUCGGAACCAAGAAGUCUAUUGAAGACUCUGUCAUCGACACCAAGAACAAGGUGAAGAACGAUUUGGAAGCUGAAAAGAACUCCUGGUUCAAUUGGUUCCUGUCCGGAAAGUCCAACACUGAAAAAGCUAAGGAUGACGCUAUUAAGCAAUAUAACCAAGCCAAGAAGGAUUUUGAAUCUGCUAAGGAAAGCGCCGUUUCAGGAGGUAAGUCCUGGUUAAACUGGGGUGAAAAGCAAACUAAGGAGGCCCCCGAAGAAGCUCAAAAGAAAUUGAAGGAAGCAGAAAGCAAAUUCAACAGUGCAUUGAGUAAUUUGAAAGGAUACGGACAAGAUGUAAUUGAUUCCGUCAAUAAGAAGGAUUAUCAAGGAAGAAUAUCUGAAGAAGAAUUAGCUCAAAGAUCAUACUCUUCCCUUAGAGGAUGGGGUGAUUCUGCAGCUAUUUUCGCUGAAGAUGAAUUGGAAACCAUUGAUUCAUACAGAAAGAAGCAUCCAAACACUUAUAACUGGGCUGAUGACUUAUGGUGUAGAACUGAAAACUUAUCCAAGUAUGCUUAUGAUAGAGCAAAGGAAAACUACGACAAGCUUUCCAAUGAAGCUGAAAAGACGAAAAACAAGGGCCAAGGAUGGUUCUCUUCUCAAAGUAAGGAUGCCGAAAAGAAGGCCGACCAAGUGGGUGAUGACUUGAACAAGAAAUUGGAUGAAGCAAAGGCACAAUUAGAUAAGGCCCAAGGCAACUUCAACUCAUGGUUAAGUAAGAGUGGAAAGACCUUAGCUGACUACACAGAGACUGCCAUUGACAAGACCAAGCUGGGAUUGAGCAUUGGACAUGAAGAAACCCAAAAGGGUUUAAGUGAAAGUAAAGACUGGAUCAAUAGCAAGAAAUAA